GACGUUAGUUACGAUUUGCUCUCCCGCCCGCAUCUGCUUCGCGUCGCUCUCGACUUUCGUCUCUCGAUGAACGCGUAAUUCGCGAUUCCAAUCUGAACGUCGAAGUUUCGUUUCACGGUGCAAGAUCUUCGUUCGAAAGGAUAAGGGGGAAAGUCCCUCGACACGAAGCUACGACCUGGGCAAAUGAGAAUGCAGACGGCUUCAAUCUAGUCGAUCAUUGGAUUAGUCAAAGGAUUCGAAUCGACCAAAUCGACUCAACAACGGAAUAACGGUUUCAUUGAUCACGAACGAUCGCGAUUCUUUCAUGAGAGGAAUAAGAAACGUGUGCUCGCAUUUGAUCGAUUCGUCCCGGAACAGCUUAGUUAUGUUCUCGAUCGAGUACAGCAAGCAAUUCUUGAGCUACCGUAUACUCAAGUCGAACCGGUUCAAGUACAUCUGACGAUACGGACUCGGACUAUCGAGUGUGAUAAAAGUGUGCGCGCUAAGACGAGAGUGUGUAUGCGAAGCGUACCGUACCGUAUUCGACUCGUACGUACAUCGAGUUCGCGUCCUCGGGGAGAAACCUGGAGAAACCGCGGAGAAACGAGACGGCAAGACCUGGAAAGUCUUGUUCGCGGUUCGCGGUUCGCCGAUGCUGGUUAAGCCCUUUCCCUCCUACACCACCUUGCGAGGAAACUACGCUCCUUCCCGCCUUACAAAUUUUUACCUUUCGCCCUCCGAUUAUAAACGAGGCCUAAAUUGCGCCAAUUUCGAAAAAGAGAAAAUCUCUUACUUCUAAGAAGGAAAUUUGCACGUUUCUCGGUCGAUUAAGGAACGAAUUAAUUCGGAUAAAAAUUAAAAAUGAUCGUUUACGUACCGGGUAGAAUGCCAAGCCACGUUGGUCCCUACGGCGGCGCUCGUUAUCCGGGCACCCUGCUAGGAGCAGUGCCGGGUUUUUACAGCCCGGUUUCCGGUUAUCCGAGCAGCGCGAUUUCCAGCUACUACGGAAACCUCGGCUCGCCCCGGCACAAGUCAUCCGCGGUGGAUCUUCCGGUUUGGCCGCAAAGGAUGCCGAUCGAGGAGGAACUCGGAACAUCCCCGUCGGCCGCGUUGCCGGUCCUCGCCGUGUCUCCGACCGGCGCCCACGCUCCGCCGAGUCCCGCACACAGUGACUCCGACGCUUCCAGCUCCAGUUUGGAACUCGGGACCAUCCGACGCGGCGAGAACGCUCAGCUCAAGUGCAGAUGGCAAAAUUGUGGUCGCUGGUUUACGUCUUUGGAACAACUAGCGGGACAUGUCGCACGGCUUCACGCCGCCCCGGGACCGCGAGGACUCUUUUAUUGCGGAUGGGAAGGAUGUGCCAGAGGUGAACGCGGAUUCAAUGCUAGGUACAAGAUGCUGGUCCACGUUCGAACGCAUACGAAUGAGAAGCCGCACCAUUGUUUCCAGUGCGACAAGAGUUUCAGCAGAGCGGAAAACCUGAAGAUCCACGCCCGAUCGCACACCGGCGAGCGACCGUACGUUUGCCCGGUCGAAGGUUGCAAUAAAGCCUAUUCGAACUCGUCGGAUAGAUUCAAGCAUACGAGGACCCAUGCCGUGGAUAAACCGUACUGUUGCAAAGUCCCCGGUUGUCCGAAAAGGUACACCGACCCAUCCUCCUUGCGGAAACACGUGAAGACGUAUAGGCAUUACGUGAACAAUAAUGACAAGGUGCAGGAGAAAAGUUUCGAUCGACUCGAGAACGACUCGCGAGAGAAAGCACGGUUGGACGGGAGUGCGAUCUCGCCGGAGAAGCAAAGUAGUAGCAGCGGUAGCGCGCGUUCCGAAUCGUCCGAUAAGAAGGACAGCAGCGUCGAGAGCAACGUGUCAGCCUCGAGUCCGAAGGUUAACAACAGCAGUAGCAACAGCAGCAGUUUUGAGGAACAGAGAAACUUCGUCGAGUGGAACAACAUGUACAACCUUCGUGAGCAACCGGCGGGCAAGGAAUUGGAGCAAAUUACGCCAAGGAAAACGUACGAGCAAGAUGUAAGCGUCUAUCCGAGGAUGUACGACGACGACGGUUAUAUCGUACCUGAGAGAAUUCAAUUGAACCCCAUGUACGUUUCUGGUAAUACUAUUAUUAAGGAGGGUCCGAUGAUCACCGCACGGUCGCCUCGGACUAGCCCGAACCCGAAUCACCACGUUUCCGACGCCGUCGCGUUGCCACCUCGCAUCGGGAUGCAGUCGACGCCCAUUAAGACCGAACAGCAGCAACGGCAAGAAUUGCUUGCUCUCGACUGCCCGAGCAAAGUGACCACGGUCGACUAUAGGAACAUCGAAUCGAUUGUAAACGGCGCACCCUGUAAAAAGAAAGAAAACGCCGUGGGCGAUCUGACUGUUAGAAAUUCUGUGAUAAAGCGAGCUGAGGAUCUGAAGAUGGAAGUCGACCAAACGACGCCGACGAAACAGGUAUGCGAGCAGACCACCGAGUGCUGUUGUCGCCACAAGUGUUGUGUCCACAGCACCGACGACAUUUUUCAGAAAACCAAGAUCCUCUCGGAUCUGAUCCUGAAAUCGCAGAAUCCGUUGUUCAGACACCUGCUGGGGACGGUGGACCUUCGAUACGGAUUGGAUAACGCAUGGGGCAACAUCACGGACGCGAACGAUACUUGCGGACAAGUUCUCCGGGUUAAGAACGAGAACGUAGUCGAGAUGGAACAAGAUCUUCCGUUAGAUUUAACGAUCAACAACAAGUAGACUAUAGAAAUUUUUACUUCGCGUCAGUCGCAGCUUCUUUUCGAUAUACGUUUCGCGUUUUCCUCAGGGUUUCGUCGGGGAGUGGAAAAGAGAGUUGCCUCUAAUAACCGACCGUAGCCGGACCGUAUUUGAACGCGUUCGAGACCGUCCUUCGUCGUCGAGCAAGUGCCUUCAUUCAAAUAAAUAGUAAGGUCCAUCGACCUUUUUCGCUGACCCGAGACGAUCUCGAACGCCGACGUUCUCUCGUCGUAUCUCUGUUGCUUAGGCCACGGUCGGUUUCGCAGUCUAACAAUAAUAGAAGUUUUACGUUGCGCCAUUUUUCCUUUUUCGAUCGGUUAAAUUCAUUUAAAACAUGCGAAGAAAGUUUACGUGGGACGGUAUUUUGUUUGAUUUAAAGGUCGGGUCAACAAAACGUACAAAAGCAAUGAGAGAAUGUAACACGCGAUUAUCAGAAAACAAGUUGAGAUCGAAUACGUCGAGUACAUCAUGUCGCCGACCAUGAUUGUAACAUGUCGUAGCGGAAACUGUUUGACGUCAAACAAGACUCACUGGAACGCGAUAAUUCGUUAAACAGUGAAGAUCCUUCCCCGUCUCUUUUCUUUGAUCCAAUAAAUUCUUAUUUGUGCCCAUGUGCACGUACGAUUAACCAAAAAAAUAAUCUAACUCGAGCGCGUGGAGUGUAAGUAGAAAAAAUGGCACAUUACAUCGUAAACACAGUCACGAUACCUCUGUAACAUAAUGCGUUUGGAAGGAACUACCCGGUAUGUCGUGUUAAACAUCUAUGUAUAAUAUGUAUAUAAAGAUAUAUUAUGUAUAAGGUAAUUGAAAAACUAAAGACGUAUGGAGGGAGCGGUACGUAGGUUUUUGCAGUGAGAACGGUGUGUUUAUCGACAUUGAGCUAUUCAAUAAUAAAACG
Messenger RNA from Ceratina calcarata, 3631 nucleotides. RefSeq names its product transcriptional activator GLI3. The coding region runs from base 841 to 2715 and encodes 624 amino acids. Gene Ontology annotation, biological process: regulation of transcription by RNA polymerase II. The transcript is spliced from 3 exons. Gene Ontology annotation, molecular function: RNA polymerase II cis-regulatory region sequence-specific DNA binding; DNA-binding transcription factor activity, RNA polymerase II-specific; zinc ion binding. NCBI's taxonomy places the organism in Eukaryota, Metazoa, Arthropoda, Insecta, Hymenoptera, Apidae. Gene Ontology annotation, cellular component: nucleus. The record is from RefSeq and is a predicted model, not a curated record.